Galdieria sulphuraria is the source of this 2180-nucleotide messenger RNA. RefSeq names its product ATP-dependent RNA helicase. The record is from RefSeq and is a predicted model, not a curated record. Bases 116 to 1606 code for a protein of 496 amino acids. NCBI's taxonomy places the organism in Eukaryota, Rhodophyta, Bangiophyceae, Galdieriales, Galdieriaceae. Gene Ontology annotation, cellular component: cytoplasmic stress granule; P-body. Gene Ontology annotation, biological process: P-body assembly; cytoplasmic stress granule assembly. The transcript has a single exon. Gene Ontology annotation, molecular function: ATP binding; mRNA binding; RNA helicase activity.
AUCUUGAAUAUUAUUUUUUUAUUAUCCAAAAGAGCAUUGCAUUGGGUGGGGAAGCGCGCCGUAAACGUCGUCGAAAAGUGUUUGUGAAUAUUAAGUUAGAAUACUUGAAUCAGCAAUGAGUCAAAGCGUGGCACAGUCCAACUCCCAGAAACUAUAUUCUUCAGUUCUCCGCAACACCUCGCAACAAGAGGGCAACAACUAUAACCAAGCAGUUCAUAGAGGAAACGGGAGAUACUCGGCUUCUUCCAAUUGGAGCAACCAUAGUCAGCAAAGAUUUCGUGCCACACCGGAAACUAACAGUCAACAAGCAUAUCUGAAAAAGAAUAGCUUAGAGUCUCAACCCAUUUAUGCUUCGGGCUCAACCCCCAAUAGUACGCAACCUCAACUUUCCACCCAAGACUGGAAAAGUGCACUUCAGUUACCUCCAAAAGACGCAAGGUUUAAGACAGAGGACGUAACUGCAACCAAGGGAAACGAUUUUGAAGACUAUUAUCUGAAGAGGGAGCUGUUGAUGGGUAUCUUUGAAAUGGGCUUUGAGAAGCCAAGUCCCAUACAGGAAGAAGCAAUUCCUGUGGCCUUAGCGGGGAGAGAUAUUUUAGCAAGAGCCAAAAAUGGAACAGGCAAAACAGCAGCUUAUUUGAUUCCCGUCUUAGAACGAGUGGACCCCAAGAGAAAUAGUAUUCAAGCCCUCGUGUUGGUUCCCACUCGAGAACUAGCUUUACAAACAGCUCACGUAUGUAAGCAACUAGGGAAAAGAAUUGAUCAACUUCAAGUUAUGUCUUCAACUGGAGGAACGUCAUUAAGAGACGAUAUACUAAGACUUUAUAAUCCAGUUCACAUACUCGUGGCAACACCUGGUAGAGUAUUGGACUUGGCUGAACGGGGAGUAUGUAAACUCAACGAGUGCAAGAUGGUGGUAUUGGAUGAAGCCGACAAAUUGCUUUCUAUGGAAUUUACUUCAGUUUUGGAACGGUUGAUUGAAAGAUUUCUGCCAACCAAUCGUCAACUGAUGCUGUUUUCGGCCACUUUUCCAAUUACUGUGAAAGCUUUUCGUGACCGAUUUCAGCGGAAACCUUAUGAACUCAAUUUGAUGGACGAACUGACAUUGAAAGGAGUAACACAAUAUUAUGCUUAUGUUGAAGAAAACAAGAAAGUUGCUUGCUUGAAUGCAAUAUUUUCAAAGUUGCAGAUCAAUCAAUCGAUAAUAUUUUGCAAUUCAGUUAAUCGUGUAAAGUUGCUAGCUAAGAAGAUAACCGAAUUAGGUUAUUCAUGUUUUUAUGUUCAUGCUCGUAUGGCACAAGAGGAUCGAAACCGUGUUUUCCAUGAUUUUAGGAAUGGUGCCUGUCGUAAUUUGGUUUGUUCCGACCUUUUUACAAGAGGCAUAGAUAUCCAAGCGGUUAAUGUCGUAAUCAACUUUGAUUUUCCGAAGAACAGUGAAACCUAUCUGCAUCGUGUUGGACGUUCAGGAAGAUUUGGUCACAGAGGACUUGCAAUUAGCAUGAUUACUCAUGACGACCGAUUGAAUCUAUAUAAGAUAGAGCAAGAAUUGGCUACGGAGAUCGCACCCUUUCCUGCGCAUGUGGACAAGAGCCUUUAUUGUGAAUGAAGUUUUUGUUGAAGAAGACGUAGUGUACAGCGCCCAUCAUAACAUGCACAUGAAUAUGUAUGUAACUCUAUGUAUGUAUACGCAUAUACAUAUACAUAUAUAUUUGUGUGUGUAAGUGUUUGUGAUGGUUUGUGUUUCUUGUGAGUCAGUUGUGUUUCUCUUUGUGUCUUUUGUGUGUCUGUGUGUGUUGAAGUUUCUGCAAAUGGAUAGGGGGGACUCCUAAUAGGGUUCUAUUUUGCAUCUCUAGUGUCUUCACAACGGAAGGCUCUUUUCUUCAACCAACGUAUGCUCUUGACGGUAACAAAAAUAGGUGGCAUACCCUUGGUGUAAAAUUGUAACUGUUCAACUACUAAAAAAUAAAAAAGAGGUUGUUUGUUAGAAUGUACAAAACAUUUUAAUAAACAACUUCACCAAAAAAGAUUUUUAUUCCCAAACUACUAGAAGAUCCUUCCUUGGCACAUAUCUUGUUUUCUCAUGGCACCCUCGGUCUCUUUGUAUGAUGACGGCGCAUUUGGACAAAUCAGAGAAAUUUCUCGAAUCCAUUGGCUGAGGAAAUGAAAAAAAUUGCUGCUUG